GUUUGGGUCUUCCAAAUCUCUCUCCCCCCCUCUGGUUUAUGCCUUUCCGAUGCGGUUGGGCGGUAUAUUCCUCGGUUCGAUUCUCUCACCAACACAGUGAUCUUCACCACGUAAUAUUUACUCACAUAGAGAGAGAAAGAUAGAGAUAGAGAGAGAGACCCACAAAACUACAGUGUCUAAUUUAUUCACUUCUUUGCAACCCAAAAAAAUCCCAGUGUGUGAUACUUUUCUGUGAUGAUUGGAUCUCUCCACGGCUCAUGAUAUUUGGUGGGGGGUUUGUGAGUGGCUACUUCAUCUGGUUUCUCUUCGUGAUAAAGAUGGUGAUGAUGAUGGUGGAAUAGGAGUUCUUAGAACUUCUCUAAGAGUUUUCUUUCAGAUGGAUCUCUCGUAAUGUUUUGAUGCCUGAAUGAGAAGGUCUACUAACAUGGAAUAGACUAAAUUGAGCCUUUCAAGGGCCAGACUACUAGCAUUUUUACUUGAGAUCGACUUGUCAAAAAGAUCUUAAGGAAUCUGACUCUUGACAUCUACUGACAUUGUAAAUAUUGUUAACAUUGGGAGUAAUUUUAGUAGGGUCUCAAGUUGUAGAGAUUCUAUAAUUCCAUAGUGGGAGGAAUACUAUUGUUAUGGAGGAAGUUGUUUCGAGUCACAGCCAAAAGCAGAACUUGCAACCAGCUGUUCAUAGGAAUUCAUUUUGUGGGACCAAGAAAGAUCUGUGGCUUGUUGUACGAGAGGGUUCUGUGGCCAAUGUGGAUUUGGCUUUGGCAUUGCUGAAGAAGGGUGGGGGGAAUAUCAAUGCCAGGAACAUGUUUGGUCUCACUCCUCUUCAUGUUGCUAUAUGGAGAAAUCAUAUACCUAUUGUGAAAAGGCUACUCGCAGCUGGUGCAGACCCUAAUGCCAGGGAUGGAGAAUCGGGAUGGACUAGCCUUCACAGAGCUCUGCAUUUUGGUCAUCUCGCGGUGGCAAGUAUUCUAAUUCAGUCUGGUGCUUCUACCACCGUGGAAGAUUCUAAAUACCGAACUCCUGUUGAUCUACUCUCAGGGCCUGUCUCGCAAGCUUUGGGGAAUGGAGAUAAUUCAGUGGCAACGGAAGUUUUCAGCUGGGGAAGUGGGGUGAACUAUCAACUUGGAACUGGCAAUGCUCACAUUCAGAAGCUACCAUGUAAAGUUGAUGCCCUUCAUGGUUCAUUUAUCAAAAUGAUUUCUGCUGCAAAGUUCCAUAGCGUAGCUGUCACUGGUAAAGGAGAAGUCUACACUUGGGGAUUUGGAAGGGGUGGCCGCCUUGGGCACCCUGACUUCGAUAUUCACAGCGGUCAAGCUGCUGUUAUUACUCCCCGACCGGUGACUUCUGGUUUAGGGGCUCGAAAGGUUAAGGCAAUUGCAGCAGCUAAACAUCACACUAUUGUUGCAACGGAGGGUGGGGAAGUUUUCACUUGGGGUUCCAAUAGGGAGGGUCAACUAGGCUACACGUCUGUGGAUACCCAACCCACACCUCGAAGGGUGAGUUCGCUGAGGUCAAAAAUAGUAGCUGUUGCUGCAGCAAACAAACACACUGCUGUUGUGUCCGAUUCUGGUGAGGUUUUCACAUGGGGAUGCAAUAAAGAGGGUCAGCUUGGUUAUGGUACAUCUAAUUCUGCUUCAAAUUACACUCCAAGGCUGAUUGAGUACUUGAAAGGCAAGGUUUUCGUUGGAGUUGCUGCUGCAAAAUAUCACACAAUUGUCUUGGGAGCAGAUGGAGAGGUAUUCACAUGGGGUCAUCGACUUGUUACUCCAAGACGUGUUGUCAUUGCUAGAAAUAUCAAAAAAAUAGGGAACACUCAGUUAAAGUUUCAUCGUAAGAAACGGCUUCAUGUGAUUUCUAUAGCUGCUGGAAUGGUACAUAGCUUGGCUCUGACCGAUGAUGGGGCUUUGUUUUACUGGGUGUCAUCAGAUCCUGACCUUCGAUGCCGACAGCUAUAUUCGCUAUGUGGAAGCGCGAUAGUAAGCGUUUCUUCUGGGAAGCACUGGACUGCUGCAGUUACAGCAACAGGCAGCGUUUAUAUGUGGGAUGGGAAGAAAGGAAAGGAUGAGCCACCAAUUGCAGCUCGCUUACAUGGCUUCAAGAGGGCUACUUGGGUUGCAGUUGGAGAAACACAUCUUUUGAUUAUUGGUUCUCUCUACCAUCCCGUCUAUCCUCCUAGUGUCGUGCAUAGUCCUCAGAAGCUCAACGAAAAAGUUACGUGCGAAUUGGAUGAAUUAGAGGAAGAUUUUAUGUUUAACGACGUGGAUUCCGAUAGAAUACUAUCUACUGUGCAAAAGGAUGAUGUUAGGUGCGGGUCCAUCCCGACCUUAAAAAGCCUGUGUGAGAAAGUAGCAGCAGAUUUUUUAGUGGAGCCACGAAAUGCUAUGCAGCUUCUUGAAAUUGCAGAUUCACUGGGAGCAGAAGAUUUAAGGAAGCACUGUGAGGAUAUUGCUCUUCGCAAUCUCGAUUAUAUCCUAACAGUUUCAGGUCACGCCAUUGCCGGCGCUUCAGUGGAUGUGUUAGCCCAUCUUGAGAAAUUGCUGGAUUCACGGUCAUCGGAACCCUGGAGUUACCGCCGGCUCCCAACCCCAACUGCUACUUUUCCGGUCAUUAUUAACAGCGAGGGAGAGGAUAGUGAAAGUGAACUUCAGACUCGUGACAACCAUACGAAAAAACUAACUUUGAAAAAAGAGAGGAACCACAGGUUGGAUUGCUUUCUACAACCCCAAGACAACGAUGUGAACAAACAAGUGCGUGCUCUGAUGAAAAAGUUGCAGCAGAUUGAGAUGCUUGAAGAGAAGAAGUCUAAGGGGCAUACUCUUGACGACCAGCAACUUGCAAAGCUCAAUACAAAGUCGGCUUUGGAGAGUUCACUUGUUGAGCUUGGUGUUCCCACUGAGGCAAUUCAGGAGAAAGUAUCUUCUUCAGUACUUUUGGAUGGAAAAGGGAGUAGAAAGUUUGAGGCAUCCAAAAAACAGAGGAGAAAGAGCAAACAGAAGGGAGCACAAGUCGAAGCAGAAUCUGUUAGUUCUGGUGUGGAUCUAGAACGGAAUCGCUUGAAGGACUUCUUAGAUGUGCAAAUGUCCCAAGUCGAGGAUAAGGAUGAAGAGGCAGAGGUUAAAGGAAUGGUUGCCGACCAAGUUUCCAAAGAGUCUUCCUUUUGCAUUAAAAAAGGGGUUGAAGACACUCCAAAGAAUAGGAGUUCAUUACCGAAAGAAUCCAAGAAGAAGAACAAGAAAGGUGGGCUUUCUAUGUUCCUGAGUGGGGCUCUAGACGACAUUCCCAAUAAAGAUUAUGCUCCACCACCAUCACCAGUGCCUAAAAGCGAGGGCCCUGCUUGGGGUGGCGCUAAAAUUGCCAAAGGAUCCACCUCUCUCCGUGAGAUCCAAGAUGAGCAGAACAAAACCAAGGAGAUUCGACCCACUAAGAGCAAAGGCCAGGUGGAAGAUGUUUCCGAUCGUAAAAGUGUUGGGAAAAUUCACUUGAGUUCAUUUUUGCCUUCCAAUCCAAUUCCCGUCGUCUCGGCUCAUACGUCACAGGUGUCGGAUGGAGAUAGAAGCACCCCUCCUUGGGCUGCUUCGGGGACCCCACCUCUUGUUUCUCGGCCAUCUCUCAGGGACAUCCAAAUGCAACAGCAUGGAAAACAACUUCAGAGCCUCUCCAGUAGUCCCAAAGCAAGAACAACUGGAUUCUCCAUCACUACUGGUCAGGGCUCACCUUCGGAUUCUGCUAGUUUGAACCGCUGGUUUAAACCGGAGGUUGAUACACCCUCUUCAAUCCGUUCGAUUCAGAUUGAGGAAAGGGCUAUGAAGGAUCUUAAGCGCUUUUACAGCAGCGUUAAGAUUGUGAAAAACCAGUCCUAAGAAAACCAUGGGGCUGCUGUCUGGUUCCAAUUAACGCACUUGGUUUUUCCUUCUUUACUUCUAUUUUUUUCCCCCUUCUGGGUCUUUCUGUACAUUGACCGUAGAUUCAUGUACAUUCACCUCUUUAGUUUAUAUGAAGUAGAUAUUUUUUUGUUUUUUUUGUAAAGGAGAGAUUACCGAGUAGGUGCGCUUUAAUCUCUGAAUGAGGAAUUUUUUUGAAUGGGUCA
Rhododendron vialii is the source of this 4087-nucleotide messenger RNA. RefSeq lists its product as uncharacterized. The record is from RefSeq and is a predicted model, not a curated record. Gene Ontology annotation, molecular function: protein binding. Bases 624 to 3860 code for a protein of 1078 amino acids. Lineage: Eukaryota; Viridiplantae; Streptophyta; Magnoliopsida; Ericales; Ericaceae. The transcript has 11 exons.